GAGGGAGUCCUUUACCGCAGUAUCACUAGAUUUCUGCACCACUCAUCAAAACUCUGCGGCAUGCAGAUAAGAGCUGGGGGGGUAGGGCAGAUACUUGGUCUGUGCUGAGUGUAAGACAGCUACCUCGUAUUGUUUCUACCUGUUGCUGUUACUAGGCUAUAGGAGGGAUUUUACUUCAUUUUCCAUUCACUUGUGCGUUUGAGUAGAACUGUAAUUGCCUUUCUUUUUCCCAUUGCCACGGCGGUACAGUAGAGCUCUCUCUCUCUCUCUCUCUCUCUCUCUCUAUCUAUCUCUCUCUCUCUCUGCUCUCUGGCUAAUUGUUGAAACGCGGCGCGUAUUGUCACAUAGAGGUUUGGGGUCCGAACUUGUAUGACAAAAUGGCAAAGGAUGGAGAAAAAGGCGAGUGGAAGGACUUUAUAUGGAACCCGAGGACGAGGGAGUUCCUGGGCAGAACGGCGAGCAGCUGGGGUCUUAUUAUUCUCUUCUAUAUAGUUUUCUACAUCUUCCUGGCCGGCUUGUUUACACUCACCAUGUAUGUCAUGCUGCAGACCUUGGACGACCACAAGCCGACCUGGCAGGACAGGCUCGCCACUCCAGGCAUGGUGAUUAGACCCAAAGCAGACGAGACCUUUGAGAUCGUCUAUAACAUCAAGAACACUGAGAGCUGGGACAUGUACGCUCAGGCCCUGGACAAGUUCCUGGCACCCUACAACUCCUCCAUCCAGGCCCAGAAAAAUGACGAGUGCACCCCAGACAAGUACUUCAUGCAGGAGGACAGCGGUGAUGUAAAGAACAACCCGAAGCGCUCCUGUCAGUUCAGCCGCAAUGUCCUGGAGGAAUGCUCUGGACUCACAGACCGUUACUAUGGAUACCAGGAGGGCAAGCCAUGCAUCAUCAUCAAGCUGAAUCGGGUGAUUGGGAUGCUGCCAGGAAAAAAUGGACAGGCUCCAUAUGUCACCUGUGGUGCAAAGAGAGAAGACAGUGAUAAAAUUGGGGAAUUGCUGUACUUCCCUCCAAAUGGCACAUUCAACCUUAUGUACUACCCUUACUAUGGCAAGAAAGCUCAGGUGAACUACUCUCAGCCUUUGGUUGCUGUCAAGUUCCUUAACGUUACUGUCAAUGAAGAUGUCAACGUCGAGUGCAAGAUCAACGCUAACAACAUUCCCAUGGGCAGUGAAAGAGACAAGUUUGCUGGAAGAGUGUCUUUCAAGCUGAGGAUCAACACUGAUAAAUAGGUUUCCCUUUUCCUCUCCUGAAAACUACUUUCUUCAUUCUCUGCAACAUUGCACAUGCACAGAAACAAAUCUCAGCAUUCACACCCUUUUUAGGAUUUGUUUACAACCCCCACAUUUGUUUUGGGCAACUGUUUGUCCAGUUGUGUGACAAGAUGAGGCAAGAAUAAAAGGGUGAUAAUCCUGUCAUCGUUUCUGUCUGUGAGCUUUGGGACAAAUUCUUUUCUGUAAAUUAGUUUGAGGUGACGUCUAUUUAUACUGCAUGACAAACUAGGGGAUAUAAAGGAUGUGAACUAUGUGUUUUCAAAGUUUGCAAGGAUCAGCAACAUUAACACUUUUGCUGCUCCCCUCCUGCUGCCUCAUAUAGAGUAUCCCUCUAUAUAUGAAUAUACACAAAUUACAAAACAAAAGGUGUAUACCUACAGUAUUUAUAUGGUAUCAUAACCUUAUAUCGGUACGUCUUUUUUGUCGCACUUACAAGAAUAAUCCAACAGACUCACAUAUAUCUUGGUGGAUGGAUGCAGAGGUGAAGCCAUUUUGCAUGUGUGUAUUGUCUUUACUGUUCUAUGAGGGCAGGAGGCCCCUGUGUCCCACCUCUCUGCUAAGUGUGAAAUAAGGUUAUGUUAAACCACUGACCACCAGGGGGGACCACACUGUAAUUUACUAAACCUCACGCACAGCAAGUGUGUGUUUCAACAUACAGUAACAUAGGCAUCUCCCAAAAAAAUGGGAGUUACAGUAGAGGUCAAAACCUUUAAGAGUGUGUGUGUGUGUGUGUGUGUGUGUGUGUGUGUGUGUGUGUGUUUGCUUGUGUGUUCCAUUAACAGGUCCCAUUUCAUAUUGUAGGUCGGGAAGUUGCAUGCAAUGUGCAAUAUUCAUUAAAUGGCAUACAUUAUGAAUGCUUGAGUCCAAAUGAGAAGGUUUCCGUUAAAUGAUAAUUGUUUUAGAUCAUUUGAUAUUUACACGGGCUGUUCGACCUGAGAGUAGCUUGUAAAACACAUAUGCCAUUCAUAUUUGGGUCACUGGAAACAGUCAUAUCAACACCACUGACGCCAAAUGAAAUCUGAUAGCAGACAGUACAUCAGUUAUGUUUUGGACGUCUUACAACAUCAGAUUGACAAAAAACACGAUUUUGUUUUGCCCCUAUAACUCCCAGUCAGUUAGUGGCUAACCAGAAACUUCCAGUCUCCCAGACAACCAUCUGAAUAUCAAAUGAAAACAGCAAAAAUGAUCCUCCUGCUUCACAGUGACGUUACACUUUCUGUUACUGUGUAUAUCAUUUAAUUCCCAAUGUGAAACCAGCAGCCAUUUUCUUGUGUCUAAAUUUUUCAUCAUUUAAACAUUAAUAUUUAGAGUUGUUUUUUUGCGUGUAUUGCAUCUAUAUUAUAUGUAUCACAAAUAGAUGCCAUUAUCAUAUUUUGUAUUGAUUUGCACUUGAAGUGUGUGUUUUCUUUGUUUUUUGUUUGUGAAGCUGAGUUGAAUUAAUUAAUGUACAGUUUUGGAGGAGAAGAAUGUAGUAAGUUUGUGUUUGUUUCCUUUGUUUGAUUCAUACUCAUUAUCAUCCUCUACAAUAUUCAUCCAGGGUAUCAAAAUUAAUAGUUUACAUAUAAUUUUAAACGUGACUAGAGUUUUGGAUAUGUGAGUUGUUUGAGUUUUGUUUUAUAGGCCUGUAGGAAAUGAACAAAACUGGAAAUUUGAUCACAUAGAAACUCAAAUUGUUUUUUGUUGUUGUAGUGUUCACUACUGUUGUAUGAAUCAGUCUAAAGGCUAAGCCAUCAGGAUAACUAGACUACCAGUUUGAACAACCAGCCUUUUGAAAAAGCAUAGAUAAGGCCUGAGUUUGCUGCUGGAGCUGUUUACUUAACGCGUAUUCAUUACCUAUUGGCACGGCUACAAAAUUGUACCAAUGUGACUGUGAUCCUGCAAUGUCAUCGCAGCAAAUGUAGAACACGAGCAUCUGUUCACUCACAUUAAGGUCUGGCUUGACUCCAACACUUAAUUUCUCUCAGAGCAAUGUGUUUGUCAGUAUGCUCGCAAAUAUCUCACAGUGGUCUAAAAAGGACCUCAUUAUCUGAUCCAUUCUUGACAAAGAAAGAAUAGAAUAGAUCUAAUGUGAUUGUCUGAUCUAUAUCGGAGGGAUAUUCAGAAUGAACAGUCAUCUGAGGCUCUUUUGUUUCCAUUUUUUGAGACAGUCCACUGACCAGUUCACGUGCAUUUCUCCUCUGCAUUUCUGCAACACUUACUUAAUUUCACUGUAAUCUCUUAAUCUGGUCGGCUAAUCCAGAGCAGGCCCGCUGAACUUCUUUACCCUACUUUGUCACUCCUCCUCCUUGUGUCAAACGCCUGAUUCACUGUCAACGUCUUCAAAAUAGAUGAAACAAGGUUUAUUCAUGUCUUGCAUUCUGUCCUAUUUUCCCUUAAACAUUAGUAAAUUAAUUAAAGCCCUUUUAAUUCACAACACGGCAAAUUCAAUGCUUGGACAUUCUUGUUUUAUUCAUGUGCAUGUGAAGAUUAGUUCUUCAACCAAAGAUCUUCAUGACAGUUAAAUUUUUAUUUAUUUGUGCUGCACUGACAGAUCCGUAGCAGCAGAUCUGAGUAAGGAUUUCAUGCAGUGAUACUGUAGGAUGCAGGUUGAGGGCUAAACACCCUGAGUUAUUAAAAGGCCUAGUCUUAUAUAAUAAUAAUACGCACAAAAGGAACAUGUCUCACUACAACAUAACAGUGCCUCCUGGUGGACACAGUGUUGUUCCCCAGUGUCACAGAAUGUUAUUUCCAGUUAUCUCCAUUUAUCUGGGGUGGGUUUCUUUAAUAAUUUGGAGAUGUCCUCAAAAAGCAAUAUAUUUCUUUCUUGUGUGGCUGUGUAAUGUAUUUAUUGGAAAGGCAGUAACAAAAUCAGUGCAACAGGUAUCAUCAAGUGCAGUGAAUCAAAAAUGGAAAGAACAUGCAGAUAUUGCAUUCAGGCAAGUUUGCCAGUUUGCAUUAUCAUAAUGGAACAAUAUAAUGUUUUUCUUUAUAAAAGAGUAUUUUUAUUGCUAUUUUGUUUAAAAGAGGAGAAAAUGUAUAAGCUUGGAUUGUAUCAUGGUAUGGGAGCUACCUGGCAGGUUUUCAUCAUUUAAUUAAUCGGAUGGCAAAAUGUUAACAGCUUAGUUGGAAAUGUUUUUUUGUCAUUGUUUGAGUCCUUUAUACUUUCUUAAAUGGAGCUCUUAAAGCUUGCAAUGAAAGUUCUCUGGACACUGCAGUCUUUUGCAUCAGAAUUAAGACAUUAAAGGCAAAUUGAUAGUUUGGUGAAUACAUCAGAAUGAGCAGUGCUUUGUGAGAACUUUCAAGUGCAAAGCAUACAGAAACAUUUCAUAAAAACACAAAACUACAACAAGGCCUGAAACAAAUGUCAGAGAGUCAACUACUCAUGUUUCAAAUAAGGAAUAAUUUCAACAAACCUCAGACCCCCCUCGUCUUAAAUCAUACUGUUGCCUAAGACUGUGGUGCAAGGAUAGUUCAAGAAAGAAAUCAAUUAAAUUUGUUGAGAUACUCUCGUCCCAAAAGGAUGAUAAUUAUAUUCUGGAUCUUUAUUUUUUGCUCUUACUGUAUGUAUAUUUUUGCUCAUGUUUACUGCAAACCAAGAUAGAGAAAUAAAUAAAUGUCAUUUAAGGGAA
Messenger RNA from Micropterus salmoides (largemouth bass), 4885 nucleotides. It is a transcript of the gene atp1b2b, whose product is annotated as ATPase Na+/K+ transporting subunit beta 2b. Bases 378 to 1235 code for a protein of 285 amino acids. The transcript has 7 exons. The record is from RefSeq and is a predicted model, not a curated record. Gene Ontology annotation, cellular component: sodium:potassium-exchanging ATPase complex. Gene Ontology annotation, molecular function: ATPase activator activity. Lineage: Eukaryota; Metazoa; Chordata; Actinopteri; Centrarchiformes; Centrarchidae. Gene Ontology annotation, biological process: potassium ion import across plasma membrane; sodium ion export across plasma membrane; intracellular potassium ion homeostasis.